This is a messenger RNA of Ctenopharyngodon idella (grass carp), 4223 nucleotides long. It is a transcript of the gene poc1b, whose product is annotated as POC1 centriolar protein B. Gene Ontology annotation, biological process: cilium assembly. The record is from RefSeq and is a predicted model, not a curated record. Lineage: Eukaryota; Metazoa; Chordata; Actinopteri; Cypriniformes; Xenocyprididae. Gene Ontology annotation, cellular component: centriole; ciliary basal body. The transcript has 11 exons. The coding region runs from base 496 to 1608 and encodes 370 amino acids. Gene Ontology annotation, molecular function: protein binding.
AGAAUUUAUUAAAUCUAUGUAUUUUACCAGAAAUUCCUGUUUUUUUUUUCCUGGAGAUAAUUGUUUAUAAUAUUUGGCUGGGAUAUGCAACUCAUUAACUCUACAGACAGUAUAAUCUUUGCAAGACAAGCUUGCAAAUUUUAGAUUUAAUCCCAACACGCCUUCUGUUGCAUUAGGAGGAUUGGUUACAUUAGCGGUUUCCAUUGACUGCAUUGAUGCAGAUGUUUAUCUGUAAAUUAGUAUUUUGUCAGUCUUAAUAGCGAUACAAACAUGUGAAUCAUUAGAAUUUUUAGGUAUUUUUAGUUAAUUAUUCGCCAUAUUGCUCAUAGUCACGCUGACUCGAUGAUUCGGAGCGUGAUUUGUUUGGUCUGGGUAAAACGCGGCUUGUUUGACGGAUGGGAAGUGCUUCAACAUGAAGGAGUUUCACUUGUUUACUUCUAAAACAAAUAACAAACUGCACCAAAUUCAAACAUUUUCUCGACGUUUUCCAGAAUAAUGGCUUCUGUAAUGGAGGAUCCCACUCUUGAGAGACAUUUUAAAGGCCACAAAGAUGUUGUUUCCUGCGCUGACUUCAGCCCCAAUAGUAAACAGCUGGCUACUGGAUCCUGUGACAAGAACCUUAUGAUCUGGAACCUCGCUCCUAAAGCAAGGGCGUUUAGGUUUGUGGGUCACACAGAUGUCAUUACAGGUGUUAAUUUUUCUCCAAGCGGAUCUUUGGUGGCAUCUUCAUCCAGAGAUCAGACAGUUCGACUUUGGACGCCCAGCAUAAAGGGUGAGUCAACAGUGUUUAAAGCUCACACAGCGAGCGUUCGAAGUGUUCAUUUCUCCAGCGAUGGCCAAAGGCUGGUCACGGCUUCAGAUGACAAGACUGUGAAAGUGUGGGGUGUCGAACGGAAGAAAUUCCUCUAUUCUCUCAACCGGCACACCAACUGGGUGCGCUGUGCGAGGUUUUCACCAGAUGGUCGUCUCAUUGCUUCCUGUGGCGAUGACAGGACGAUUCGCCUCUGGGAUACAUCCUCACGUCAGUGCAUAAACAUUUUCACAGACUACGGCGGGUCAGCAACAUUUGUGGACUUCAAUUCCAGUGGCACGUGCAUUGCAUCAUCAGGAGCAGACAACACAUUAAAAAUCUGGGAUAUUCGUACAAACAAGUUGAUACAACAUUACAAAGUUCAUAGUGCAGGGGUCAACUGCUUUUCCUUCCAUCCAUCCGGAAACUAUCUGAUCAGUGGUUCGAGUGACAGUACAAUGAAGAUCUUGGACCUGCUGGAGGGGAGGCUCAUCUACACCCUUCACGGCCACAAGGGUCCAGUGUUGGCUGUGACGUUUUCUCGAGAAGGAGAUCUGUUUGCUUCAGGAGGUGCUGACUCUCAGGUUCUGAUGUGGAAGACCAACUUUGAUUCACUGAACUACAGAGAGCUGUUGAGUAGGCAUAGCAAACGGGUCACUCCAGAUCCCCCUCCACACCUGAUGGACAUUCACCCUCGAUUGCCUCACCGACACUAUGCUCAGAAUGGCACAGUAGAGAUUAACCCCAUUGUUGCUGAUACUCAGUCUGGUGAUCCUCAGGUGGUUGAAGUGGGACGUGUUCUUUUCUCCACAACGUGAUUCUGCUUAUCAUCAGGUGUCUUCAAUUACUUUUUACAGUGCAGAAAAAAGGCUGCUGAAGCUGCAUGGCACAUGGUAACCAUUAACCCACUGACUAGUCAACUAAUCUUCUGGAUGACAAGUUGACUAGUAAAAAAUAGCCAUAGCGCACACACAUUCACUUUUACCAUUCACACUUAACAAAUUUGGUUCAGUUCAGUCCAGGAUGCCCUCCUGAAUCCGACCUGUCAGGGCACAUUUUCAGGGAAACCCUGUCAUUAUCUGGCCCUGAGCGUCCUGUAUUCCUUCAGGACAGAGUUUCCUCAUUCUGCUUCCCCGCCUUGCGUGCGUGGGAGCAGAGACAGGAGGAAGUGGACUGCAAAGAGAAGUAUGACCCGUGGCGCCUUUUUGUGUGACGCUUCCUGCCAUCACUUCCUCUUGACUGACUCUCUCUGGAUUCCUUUCAGCUUGAGAGUGUGUGUGUGUGUGUGCAGUGAUGCAAUCUUCAAUUGGUGGAACUCCUUAGCAUCUCAGUCCUUGUUGACUCCCUGAUGCAGCGAAUGGACCACGACCCAAGUAUUAGCUUGUCAAAAAACUCCUGGGUCUGGUGGUUAGCAGUGGUUAGCUGCGUCACUUUCCUCUCCCACUUCCACCACUUAUACGUCAAUAAAAGCAGUAAAAUAAACCAUAUAAAAUAAUAUUUUCCUAUAUUGAUACCUUUUCUCACUUGUAUCUAUAUGUUUGUUUAUUUGAGCAUUCAUAUUACAGUCUAUGGUGCAGGAGAGAUUGAAUUAGUUGCAGUCAAAUUACAAUAUUGUGAUGCAUCAUGGCGUAUUGAAUCUUGAUGUAUCACAUGGUGAGGUAAUUGCAGAUACUUGAUAUAUAUGGUACAAUAUCAUGUAAAUAAAUUUCACAUAUUUAUAUUAGAUCAGAUUUUCAAAGGCUUUCAAGUUAGCCUCUUAACAGGUAAACUAAUCAAAUUAAACUCUGAUGAAGAAGAUGAAUUUUUUUUCAUCAUAAAAUAGUCGUUCACAUUAUACAUUCAACAGAGUGCGUGCAUGCUUGUUUGAGGGUCUGUAAAUGUGUGCGCGCCACCUGGUAUUACGUUUCUGAAGGUUGCUUGUAGGGGUGACAGACAGGAAGCAUGCAAAGAGCCUCUUCCUGUUUUGUAAAGAGCAGGAGAUUGGGUGGCUGCGAGGUGUGGAUACCAGCUUGAAGGCCUGCCACCGGCUCCGGUGACAAGACGUGACAUGACGGAAGUAAAUCGCUAAAGAUAGAAUGGCCCAGGGGAAGGUUCACUUUCCACCGGGAGAGCUUUGAGAAAGAUAGCCUUACAGGGAGAGAGAGUGACUUGUCAUCCUCAACCAAAAAAACAAGAGCUGUCAGCAGCAGGAAGUACUCACUGAUUUAAAUCAGAGAUAUUCAAUGCUUUGUUUGUACUUUAUAGAGUUGUUUACUCUACCUUUACGGUGAAACAUUGCACCUUGUCAUUGAAGAAAUGUAGGUGGUGAAGUGUGGAAAUAUGUGUUAUGGUUAUGCAACCACAGUUAUCGCAAAUAUCCUUUUGUUAUGACAGUAGGCGGCAUUGGCACUAGCGUUAUUACACCUUUUUUGGAUUCUCCUGAAAGCGCAAGCUAAGGCAGAUAAUAGAAAAGGUCAGUCCAAAAGUUUCACCCGGCCCAUAAUACCCUGCACUGACCCAGGGACCUCAGACGGGAACUCUGGCAGACAAACAGGCACUCGCACAUCAAAGACAGGAACCCGAGUUGGUUCAUCACUUAUUCAGUGUAGGGCACACCCAGAACUCAGUGUGUCCGCCUUAAUAUUUCAUCUUGUUUCUCGCCGAUUGUGUCUGUCUGCCCUUCUUCCUUUCUUUUCUCUCCAUUAAAUGUUGUUUUUCAUCCACCCCUUUCAUCUCUUUUUUCCAUUCAUCUGUUUUAUCUGCUGUCUUUCGAGUUCCACCAAAGGCUAUUGACCCCUCUCCUAGAAUAGAGCUGUUCCAUCCAUUGAGUCACACUGGUGCUUUAACUUAAUGGCUGAUCUCACUUCCUCCAUUAAAGCAGAUGGUUCCUAAACAGUCCAGACCUCAUCUUAAGUACCUGUCAAAACGGAGCACAAUCACGUUGAGUGUAGAGUUGAAAGGACCUUAUCAGAAUCUGGCUUAGGGUCUGUUUUUCCUCUCUCACCUUACUUUUUUUUUUCUCUCUUUCUCCAUGAGCUCUCUCAAGGGUAUAUGGUGGCCUGGAGGGGCAUAGCUUAAAAUACGCUGACAGUCCGUCGACAUUGAUUCUAAAAAUAGUGGGCCUGUACUAUUGCAGGUAACAGGGACACCUCAAAGGCAAACGUGAGCUGCUCUCCUGCAAUGCACUCAUUGUGCUGUCCGUCUACUACACAAUCCCUUCUGUUUCAGAUAUUAUGCUACAGCAGGCUAACUGGAUUAACCAUCCUUUAAAAAAUUACCAUUACAUUAACAAUCAGUUGUUUGUGGUCGGUAAGAUUUUUUAAUGUUGUUGAAAGAAGUCUAUUAUGCUCACCAAGGCUGCAUUUAUUUAAUGAAAAUUUAACUUUUCUAUUUUAAUGUUUUAAAAUGCUUAAAGGGGUCAUGAACUGCAUUGUUUUAUUGUUUCCUGGGGUGC